UUAUUAAUUUAUUCCUUAAGAGAUUCAAGUACUUAAAAUGAUACUGGAUUUGGGGUCGGUAGUUUAUUUCUGGCGGGUACCCGCCCCGCUGCCGUCCCUGAUAUUCCCAACUCUUGAUCAGAUCCUAAUAAGUUAAAACAAUCAAGAAGGUCGAUAGUCAAAUUGCCUAAUUUCUAUGGCUACCUCAUCACCAUCGGGUGGAAGUGGAAGCGGAAGCGGAAGUGGGAUACCGAGAAGCCGCAGCACCAGAGAAGACACGGCUAAAGCGAUGGUCGCUGAUCAGAUUUCUCAGGCCGUGCAAUCCACCUCUAAUCUCCUCAACCUCAUGCAACAAUCCUCUGCUUCUCAGGCCCAACUAAUGAAGCUCCCAAAAAACCUCCUAGCAAAAGCCUCCACAAUGAAGAACACUGGGCAAGCUUUAGAGCAGAUGCCUCAAGUGAUUUCAUCCCUGGAUGCACAUAUGGAAAAUGGCUUGGAGAGUGUACCUCAUUUGGGAACUGUAAUUCAGUUGCUGGAAAACAUGGAAAGGUGCCAGCUUAAUUUUCCUUCUCAUACUCAUUUUCCUCAGAAGGUAAAGCUCUCACGUUUGCUGUUUCAACAAAUAGCUCAUCCAUAAUAGCAUAAUUGGUGAGUGGAAUUUAAGCCAAGAGCAAUUUUGACAUCUUUUCUUUUUUCCAUUCUUUUCUCACACCUUAGGAAACGAAGGUCUCGAAUCAACCUCCAGAGGUGAGUUAAAAUUGAUCAACAUUCAUGACCAAUUUGAGGGCUUGAUUAGUUGAGCAUUAGUUAUCAUGUUGAGGAAGGCUUCAAACUCUAGCUCAGUUAUGCUAUGAGGUGGACGUUCAUUGUGUGACAAAAGCAAAAUAUUUCUGAUCUGAUUGCUUUCUUGUGGCUUAAAUAUAUAUUGCUAAGAUGCUUUUUCAGUCUUGUAUGCGCAGUUUUCAUUGACUGUAGCCUGCAUAAGUAUCGGUAAUAAGUAUUGGAAAAAAUAAAAUUAUUGAAAUAGAUGGAGAGAAUAACAUAAGUAUGUCUAUAGAAAAUUAAGCAUAUGUAAUUGAGAUUCACAGAAGAGGGUAAUUCCUUGC
This is a messenger RNA of Jatropha curcas, 1085 nucleotides long. It is a transcript of the gene TOM2B, whose product is annotated as tobamovirus multiplication 2B. NCBI's taxonomy places the organism in Eukaryota, Viridiplantae, Streptophyta, Magnoliopsida, Malpighiales, Euphorbiaceae. The record is from RefSeq and is a predicted model, not a curated record.